Molecule: messenger RNA, 3473 nt
Organism: Pectinophora gossypiella (pink bollworm)
Lineage: Eukaryota; Metazoa; Arthropoda; Insecta; Lepidoptera; Gelechiidae
Exons: 20
Coding region: 1-3438 (1145 amino acids)
Source: RefSeq, a predicted model, not a curated record
AUGAGACCGGGAAGCGAACUGAGAAUACGAGAUCAUUCUAAGGAGAUAAAUGACAUUGUGAAGAGUAUCAGGAAUGAGUUCUACGUGUAUUCUGCGUUUGUGGAGAGACAUAGGAAGGUGGGCGUACGAGUGAUAGCGAUUAUCAACGCGCACAGUCUGCUUGACGACGUAAUUUGCCGUAUUUGGAUGCCCGAUGGUCGCGUACUUACACUUAAAGCCCGAGUUAAGGUGGUUCCAGAGAAUUUGCAUUUGAAUUACAAUGCGGCGUAUGUCCUGUGUGAUAUCCAUGAUACCGGUGUGGAAUCCCAUGAGACGGAGGGAGCAGCGCUUGCAGUAAUUGCCUCCGAAGCCGCUGACAGAACUCCCACUAACUUCCUGAACGUGAUCAACCCUUUCCCCGACUCUGAAGAUUAUCUGAGUUCACUCCACGUUUGCGUGAAACCGUUUGACUUUUCAUACCACAGGGUGGAUUGGAUGAUAGAAUGGAUUGAGCUGAACCGGUUGCUAGGAGUGUCACACUUUUACAUGUACAACGACUCAGUGAGUGAUCAGAUGGAAUGCCUCCUCAGAUAUUACGCACGACAAGGUCUGAUCACAGUACUACCAUGGAAUAUGCCCAUAUCUCACGAUGAUAUUAGGACUACAGGACAGAACGCUGCGUUCAAUGAUUGCCUCUACCGGUCGAAGUCAACCGCGGGCUGGUUGCUGAUUAUCGACACAGACGAGGUAGUGAUGCCGCGACAAGAAGACAAUUUGACAGCCUUACUAAACUCACUUAACAAAAACUACAGCGCGCCUGAUAUCAGGAUCGGGGCCUUUAUGUUUAGAAACGUUUACUUCUAUCUAGGCUUGCAGGACGAUCCUGAGUCGCCUGUGCCAUUGUUAACGUCGCGUAAGACAAGGCGGAUGCUGAAGCCAACUCCCUUGCCAGAGCGGGCCAAGUACAUAGUACGUCCUGGCAACCAUUUGAUUUGGAGGAAUGUAACGGGCGCUGCCAUUGUGCACGUGCCUGAAGAAGAUGCACUGUUGCAUCAUUACCGGGAAAAUUGUGUUGAUACUGAGCCGUGCGCAUUAGUCCUAGAUAAGGACAAAAAUGGACAGGACAGAAACGUAACAGAACACAAUAUAAUAGUAGAUAGAACAGCACAUAGAUGGGCAAACAAACUAUGGAAGAGAGUGGUUUUUGAAACUUCAAACUUGAGGUACAGUCCAGCGUACGUGCUGUGUGAUAUGCGUCGUACCGGUGUGGAACCCCAUGAGACGCAGGGAGCAGCCCUUGCAGUCAUUGCUUCCAUGGCUGCCAACAAACCGCCUACUAACUUCCUGACCGUGAUCAACUCUUUCCCCGAUUCUAAAGUUAAUCUGAGUUCACUCCACGUUUGCGUGAAACCUCUCCACUUUUCAUACCACAGGGUGACUUGGAUGAUAGAAUGGAUUGAGCUGAACCGGUUGCUUGGAGUGUCACACUUUUACAUGUACAACGACUCUGUGAGUGGCCAGAUGGAUUGCAUCCUUAGAUAUUACGUAGGACAGGGUCUCGUCACGUUGCUACCAUGGAAUAUACCCAUUUCCGUGUCUGACGGUAACUUGAUUAAAAUUAGAGGACAGCAGGCGGCCUUCAACGACUGCGUCCUUCGGUCGAUGUCAACCGCAGCCUGGUUGUUGAUUAUCGAUACAGACGAGGUGGUGAUGCCGCGGCUCGAGGACAAUUUGACGGCCUUGCUAGAUUCAUUUAGUAAAAUCUUCGGUGCGGCUCAGCCCAGGGUUGGCGGUUACUUGUUUAGGAACGUUUUCUUCUAUCUAGGCUGGCAGGAUGACCCAGAGUCACCGAUGCCAUUAUUGACGUCACUUAAAACACGGCGGAUGACUUAUCCGACCCCAUGGUCAGCUCGGACCAAGUACGUAGUACGUCCGGUCGAAGUCAUAGAACCUGGCAACCAUUUCAUUUGGACGCACGCGCCGGGCGCCACCACUUUGCUCAUGCCAGAGAAUCAAGCAUUGUUGCAUCAUUACCGUGAAAAAUGUCUCUCGGGGUCGUGCCCACAAGUGGACAUGCAGAAAGGACGACAGAAAAGAAGCAAACUAGAUGAUACAAUUGUAGACAGAACAGCACAUAGAUGGACUCAAAAACUGUGGAAGAAUAGUUGGCGAAAUCGCACGAAACGCUUCGAGUCAGAAGACGUACAACAAGACUCACCUGGGCGGUUACCACAAGAUGGCGUGUGGCAACCUGUUUAUUAUACUAAGCGUAAGUUCUACGUGUAUUCCGCGUUUCUGGAGAGAGCUGCAAAGGCGGUGGUGCGCGUGAUAGCGAUUACCAUCACUCUCCCUCCGUAUGACUCUGUGAUUUGUCGCAUGUGGCUGCCUGACGACCGCGUGAUCACACUUAGCGCCCAAGUUCAGAUGCCGAAGAUUCAAAUUGAAAAGCGAUACAGUGCAACAUUCGUACUGUGCAAUCUCCGGGAUACAGGCAUCGAGCCCCACGAGGCGCAAGGAGCAUCGCUUGCGGUCAUGGCUUCCACCGCCGCUGACAGACCUCCCAGUAACCUCCACAAAGUUAUCGACUCUUUUCCAAAACACGGUUCUGAUAUUUAUCGGAAUUCUCUCCACGUGUGCGUAUCAUCAUUCCACUUAUCAUACGACCGUGUGGACUGGAUGGUAGAAUGGAUUGAGAUGAACCGGUUGCUCGGAGUGUCACACUUCUACAUGUAUGAAGGCUCUGUGACUGACCAAGUGAGCUGCCUCCUCAGCCACUACCAGCGGCAAGGCCUCCUCACUUUGUUUCCUUGGAACCUACCGGGACCUGUCAAACAUAAAAUUAGUACGAGAGCACAGGUCGCCGCCCUCAACGAUUGCCUUUACCGGUCGAUGUCAACCACGGGUUGGUUGCUGGUUACUGACACAGACGAGCUGGUGAUACCGCGGCAUCAUAGCAACUUGACAACAUUGCUGGAUUCAUUUACCAAAACUUAUACAAGCAAGCACAAAACCCUUGCCGGCUUGGUCUUCAAAAACUUCUUCUACUUUCUUGGCUUUGAGGACGAUCCUAACGCACCGGUGCCCUUGAUAACGUCACGCAAAACUCGGCGGAUGGAGACUCCAAAUCUACAACAAAGGACUAAAUACGCAGUGAGACCGCUCGAGAUCAUAGAAACCGGUGUCCAUGAAGUUUUCCAGCACACACCAGGAGUCGUAAUUGCUGAUGUGUCUGCUGAACAAGCCCCGAUGCAUCAUUACCGGGUAAAAUUCAUUGAUAACGACCCGAAUAUAAAGCAACUUUUAAAUGAGUCAACAGUGGACAGGACAGCACUUAGAUGGUCAAAAGAUCUGUGGAGAAGAGUAAAAGCGAAGCUUCAAAACAUACAGUGCCAGCAGGCAGGGAAAUUGCAAUUAAAUCGUCCUGAUAGCACACCGUCUACACCGUCACUACGAAGUUAAUAGCAAAUAAGGCAAAGGGAAAUAAGAUAAAGAAC